Molecule: messenger RNA, 453 nt
Organism: Rotaria sp. Silwood1
Lineage: Eukaryota; Metazoa; Rotifera; Eurotatoria; Philodinida; Philodinidae
Source: the annotation of a GenBank genome assembly
AUGGCUGAUUCACUAAAGAAAGAUACUGAAGUAGUUAAAGAUAAAGUAGCAGGAGCUGCAUCAGAAGCUAGUCAUGAAGCUAGUCAUAGUGUUGAUGCUAUAAAAGAUAAAGUUGAUGAAAAGAAAUCUGAAACAUCCAAAGAAUCAAAUAGAAAUAGUGUUGAACAUGAUGUUAAAAGUUUUGUUGAAGCCGUUAAAGAAAAAGCCGCUGAAGCAUACAACUACGUUGCUGGUGGUGAAGGCGAAGGAAAAGGUCUUGUUGGAACUGUAAAAGAAAAGGCUGCCGAAGCUUAUCAUUAUGUUGCUGAGAAAGUUACUGAAGCAACACAUGCUGUAGCUGGUGAUUCUCAUAAAGAAGUAGCUAAGGAUUCCAAUCAAUCAAGUGGUGUAAGUGCAAAUGCUGAUGCUGCUACGGACAAGGUUAAUGAGAAAGCAAACGAAGCUCAGCACUGA